Messenger RNA from Talpa occidentalis (Iberian mole), 2829 nucleotides. Its product is annotated as antigen WC1.1-like. The record is from RefSeq and is a predicted model, not a curated record. Bases 79 to 2781 code for a protein of 900 amino acids. NCBI's taxonomy places the organism in Eukaryota, Metazoa, Chordata, Mammalia, Eulipotyphla, Talpidae. The transcript has 15 exons. Gene Ontology annotation, cellular component: membrane.
GGUUGGUGAACUCGUGGAAGUGCUGGGUGCAGGACCCACUUGGAAUGGCCAUGGAGGCCCCAACCCCUUCCUCCAACCAUGCCCUGUGUAUCUAUUCACUGGGCUAUUCCUGGGUUAUAUCCUAUUAUAAUAAACCGGCAAUCUACUCUGGAGCUGAGGUUGGUGAAUGGAGGCCACCCCUGUGAGGGGAGAGUGGAAAUGAAGUACCAAGGAAUAUGGAGCACAUUGUUUGAUAAGUUCUGGCGCUUGGAGGAAGCCACUGUGGUUUGCAGGCAGCUGGAAUGUGGAGCUGCUAUUAGUGCUCUUAAAGGGGCUCCUUUUGGUCCAGAUGUUGGACUGGUUUGGCUUGGCUAUCUCCACUGCUCAGGGACAGAGCGAACUCUCAAUGACUGUUCUCAUUCUAAGUUUCAAGAUUAUCGUCAGAAAAUUUCCCAUUACGUCUAUGCUGGAGCAGUUUGCUCAGGAUUUGUUCGUCUGGCUGGAGGUGUUGGGCCCUGCUCAGGGCGAGUGGAAGUGCAUUCCAGAGACUGGACUCCAGUGUCUUAUGGGAACUUCACAUCCCUCACUGCUCAGGUCAUCUGUGCAGAGCUGGGGUGCGGCAAGGUUGCGUCUGUGCUGAGGGGUGUGCCCUUCAGAGAGUCAGGUGGACGGGUCUUUGCUGAGGAGUUCCGGUGUGAGGGGCAGGAGCCUUUGCUCCAGCUGUGCCCCAGGGUGCCCUGUCCUGGAGGCACCUGCCACCACCGCGGGGCUGUUCGUGUUGUCUGCUCAGCAUAUACCGAAGUCCGGCUCAGGAGUGACGGCAGCUCUCAGUGUGAGGGACAGGUGGAGAUGAGUAUUUCAGGGCACUGGAGCAUGCUCUGUGCCUCCCACUGGAGUCUGGCCAAUGCCCAUGUUGUGUGUCGUCAGCUUGGCUGUGGAGUGGCCCUGUCCAUCCCUGAAGGAGCACGCUCUAGGGGAGGAGCUGACCAGGUCUGGAGGGGCCGAUUUCACUGCUCAGGGGCUGAGUCCUCCUUGUGGAACUGCCCGGUGACUGCCCUGGGUGCUCCUGACUGCAGGACUGGAAACACAGCCUCUGUGAUCUGCUCAGGAAAUCAGACCCAGGUGCUGCCCCUGUGCACCCACUCCUCGUCUCCACCAGCAGGCUCUGCAGCCUCAGAGGAGGGCACAGCCAACUGCUCAGACGUCACACAGCUCCGCCUGGUGGACGGAGGCCAUCCCUGCGCCGGCAGAGUGGAGAUCCUUCACCAGGGCUCCUGGGGCACCAUCUGUGAUGAUGGCUGGGACCUGCGUGAUGCCCACGUGGUGUGCAGACAGCUGGGCUGUGGGGAGGCCCUCAAUGCCACGGUCUCUGCUCAGUUCGGGGAGGGAUCAGGGCCCAUCUGGCUGGAGGAGCUGCAGUGCACAGGAAACGAGUCCAGCAUGUGGAAGUGCCCAUCCCGGGGCUGGGGGCGCCAUGACUGCAGGCACAAGGAGGACGCCGGGGUCAUCUGCUCAGAGUUCCUGGCCCUCAGGGUGGUGAGCAGGGACCAGGACUGUGCUGGGUGGCUGGAAGUUUUCUACAACAGGACCUGGGGCAGUGUGUGCAGCAGCCCCAUGGAUGCCGUGACCUUGUCCGUGAUCUGCUCACUGCUUGACUGUGGGGACAGUGGGACCCUCAACUCUUUGGUUGCUACUAGGGAAGGGUCUAGACCCCGGUGGGUAGAUGGAAUCCGGUGUAGGAAAACUGAUACCUCUCUCUGGCAAUGCCCUUCUGACCCUUGGAAAUACAGUUCGUGCUCUUCAGAAGAGGAAGCUUCUAUCAUUUGUGCAGAAAGGAAGCCCAAGAGCUGUCCAUCUGCAGCCCCCUGCACAGACAGGGAGAAGCUGCGCCUGCGGGGAGGAGACAGCGCGUGCUCGGGCCGCGUGGAGGUGUGGCACGCGGGGGCGUGGGGCACGGUGUGCGACGACUCCUGGAGCCUGGCCGAGGCCCACGUGGUGUGCGGGCAGCUGGGCUGUGGCUGGGCGCUGGACGCCCCGCGGGCGGCGGCCUUUGGGCCUGGAAAUGGCAGCAUCUGGCUGGACGAGGUGCGGUGCAGGGGCGGGGAGUCCUCCCUGUGGGAGUGCCCUGCGGCUCCCUGGGGGCAGAGCGACUGCAAGCAUGAGGAGGAUGCGGGAGUGAGGUGCUCGGGUGAGAGGACAAGAAUAACCCCGACCCUCAGAACCAGCAGAUCAGACUCAGCUCCAGGCCUGGGCAUCUUCUCCCUGCCUGGGAUCCUCUGCAUCAUCUUGGGGGCCCUUCUCUUCCUGGUCCUGGUCAUCCUGGGGAUUCAGCUUCACAGAGGGAGAGCAGAGCACCAAGCCUCACUUCCUUUUGAAGAUGUCAUAGAUGAGGCCUUGUACCAGGAGAUUGAUAACUAUGCUCUGCCAGAAAAGAAGGACCUUUUGGACAGCCCAGGAAACCUGUCUGAAGACUCAGCGACUAAGUUGCCGUAUUACACAGGGGAGCCUGAGGAGAAGGGAGAGCCUGGAUCUACCCCAGAGUCUCCGGGACAGCCUGUCAGAGCCACGGGAGAUGGUUAUGAUGAUGUUGAAGAGUUUCCUGUUCCUGAAAUUCCAACUUCCCCAGGAAUGAGUAGGAAUCAUUUUUCCCCAGAGGAGGAAGCUGGUGCAGUGUAUUCCCAGCCAGGCCUCUCACUGCAGUCUCAUAGAGAAGCUGCCCUCUCUGGCAUGGGGAAGAGAGGAUGCCCAUUGGUCCUGAGAAAAUUCCCUGGGUAUGAUGAUGUUGAUAUUAGCACCAUGUAGCGCCACUUUUGGAUCAAAUAAAUCUUCAAAGAACCCUCUGUAACAUUG